Triticum dicoccoides is the source of this 2139-nucleotide messenger RNA. RefSeq lists its product as uncharacterized. Bases 866 to 1714 code for a protein of 282 amino acids. The transcript has 10 exons. The record is from RefSeq and is a predicted model, not a curated record. Lineage: Eukaryota; Viridiplantae; Streptophyta; Magnoliopsida; Poales; Poaceae.
CGCACACACGACCCCAGCCGUCCCUCAAUUCCCUUCUCCUCCUUGCCCUUGUUUUCUCCUCCUUGGCUAGGGUUAUCGCCGCCGCCGCCUUCGGCACCAUCCCAGCUUGCAGCCUCGGUCGAUUUGUUCUGCGUCUCCAACCGUCCAAAGAUCCCAACCCUAUCAUCAUCUCCUACCACGAGCUAGGCGACGAGAUCGGACACGGCAAGUUCGGCUCCGUUCGGAUCUAUGGUAGGAAGACCUGUGAAAUCCAACUCGUCGUUAGGCCUUUUCUGUCCUUCUCUCUGGUGGUCUUGAUUGUUGACCAUGGGUGCCUUAUUUUUGUGCUCGUACUGCCGUUCAAGAGGUUCGUGCUGAUCGGGCGGGUGGCCCUGGUGAACUACAGCAAGGACUACGGCCCCCUCAUCGUCAUCGUCGAUGUUGUUGACCAGAACAGGCUGCAUUGCUCUGUUUACACUUAUACCACUGCUACUUGGUAUAUCCCCAAGAACGUCGAGGACACGGUCCACCGCGAGGUCGAGAUCGUGCAACACCUUUCGGGCCACCCCGCCGUCGUCACGCUGAAGGCCGUCUGCGGCGGCUGCAAAUCGAAGCAGCUGAAAGGGACAAGGCGAUUGGGAGUCAGGGACUACAUAUCCCUCCUCUCCUUUAUUUUCUGUCCAAAAUAUAAGUGUGAUGAAGUUCAGCACUAUGGCUGCCAUUAUGUGUUAUGUAAUGGUCUAGUGGGCAGGAGUUAUGUUUGAUAUAGUUAUCAUUUCUAUGGUUAAAGCUGGUCAUUUUGUAGGAAGACGUAUGGGUUCUCGUCAAAUGCAAGCUGUACUACUGUGGAAAAGUGUACUAAUUUUUACAGUACAUUAACUUGAUCAUGGGAUUCUCCAUGAUGGCAGCAAAGAGACAACAUGGGGUGGAGAUGCAGGUCAUCAGUACACUGAAGGCGCUGCGUUCUGUCGGGGUGUUGGGUUCGAUGCAGAGCAUCGGAGACGUUGCCAUUGUCCUUGCACGACUCAUCAGAUCCAACCUCGGGCCCGCGCCAGCUGUGUACGGAGCCCUCGCUAUGGUGCUCAGUCUCUGCAACUGCAACUCAAUGUUGGGGUCGUCUAUAAAUUUGCUUGUGAUGUGCUUGCAAACCAAGACUUUGUUGAGGCUUUUCUGCGGGGUCAGGGGAGACGCCAGUGAUCAAGCGGCAGCGGCCUACAGCCUGGGAGACCUGCACAAGGGAGCCGCCAAGAUCUCCAACGACAUCCUCGACUCUGUCGGGGUUUCAGUAUAUGCAACAACAGAAAAUUCGACAACAGUAUACGCGACAAAUGGUGCUAUUUGCUUUCGCUGCAAUCUCCUCAUACUUACCAGGGUUGAGUGCCCAACAUUCCCGAAGAUGGCACCCGAGACGUGUCCGCAGCCAGAACCAGCGAGGUUGCCGUAUGAGAUUCAGAUCUCUCUUGGAACAAUGAUCUUGGAGAGCAAAGCAGAGAAAGAAUCCCAUGAUAUGCUCUCUUAUUCUUUUAAUCAUGGCAUCAACAUACUGGACACCGCAGAAAUUGCCGCCAAGAAGGAGACUCAAGGGAGGACUGAUCUGUAUGUAGGCAGGUGGAUGAAAUCCAGGCCACGAGAUAAAGCACAAUAUAUCGGUGUUUCCAAUGAAACCCCGUACGGAGUAAUGCAGUUUGUACAUGCUGCAAAGCUUGAUGGACUUCCAAAGAUUAUGAGCAUCUAGAAUGGUUAUAGUCAACUUAUGAGAUGCAUCUUCGAAGGUGAAACAGAGAUGUCAGCCAUAAUUUAUUCAUUUUCAUUCAAUGGAACUACAUGCCAUCCCUGUUGUUCUGAAACUUAUUCGCAGACAUGUAAUUUAGAGAAAGAGGGAGGAAAGAACUCCUCGGUUGUAGUUCAGAUCAUCGGCGUGCUGUGAUCUCUUUCAUAAUUAAAUUUUUAGUCGAAUAGUCUUGGCUUCUUAUUAGGUCUUUGGAGUUAUGUUCAGUGGUUAUCAUUCAUCAUCAUCAUCAUCAUGCGAUGAUUUCAUUUUGUGGAUGCUUGAGUUUAGAAAAUUUAGGCUCUGCAUUCCAUCAUCUCUAUAUGUAUAAGUCUUUGUAGGAUGUAAGACUGCUACUCUAUGUUCAUAUAAGCUUACCUAUUAAUAAUAUU